AAGCGGAUCCAAAAGGAAUAAUUGAAAUAUGGUGAUUCGUGAGUCAAGGUAGAAGGAUCGAGUUUGUUAUCGAGUUUGAAGAGUUUAAUUCGUGGGAAAAUAAAAACUGUGGCAGAAGAGAGAGAAAGAAAGAUUCAUUUUUCUAAUGUACUGUACUGGUCCAAAGUAUGACUCCUCACAUAUGAAAAAAAAAACACUUUUAUAUAUUGUUAAACAGUGUGGUGGCAGGAACUAUCGUUCUAAUUAAUUCAGUUGGUAGGACUUCAAAGUGAUUAAGGAUAUUAAAAAUGAUUACUAGAAUUUUCCUGGAAAUUUCUUGUGAAAAAAGUUUGCUAAAAUAAAAAAAUUGCAACUUUGGUCUGAGUCCCUAGGAAAGGAAGAAAGGCAUGGAAAUGGGUAGUUUGGUGAUGCAGGCACAAAUAUGGAGGUUUGUUUGUUUAAUAUCAAGUGUAGUAGGAUUAGUUUGUUAUGCUCUCAGUUCCUCUUUCAACCUUUUAUUCGGAAAGUGGAACCUGCUGAAGAUGCUGUCUUACAGUGUUUUCAGUUUCACAAUCUGCUUAGCUGUUUGGUUUGCAAAGGUAUGCCAACUUUCAUACUCAAGGAAUCUUAUGUGCAAAGCUCAUAUGUCAGUUGUGGUUUUGACAGCCACAUCAGUGUAUUCCUUUUUCUAUGACAAAGAAGUGAACACAAAGCCUGAUGCAUAUAGUCUCAUUUCUUGUGCUGCAUUUGCUGUCAUGUCUCUCAGCUUAUCCAGGCAAACUCACCUGGGAUUCGAAUUGGAUAUCCUGUAUUUCUUCUUAGGCUGUUUUAUCUUACAACUCAUGAAGAUCAAAUUGUUGUUAGUCAUUGUUGGAGUCUGUUUUAGUUAUUCUCUCAUCAUUCUUCGAUCCUCUCUAGAAUCAUCAGAUUAUACCCUACCUCUAUUCCACCACCCCGACAUAACUGAUUCAUUACAACCCCAUCCUGAUUUUGCUCUUGUUGUGCCUGACUGUGGUAGUAAUUACAUGCAAACAGUGCUGAAGCACAACCUUGUUGCAUGUGCCAAAGCAAUUGCAGACACUGAUUUGAUAAUGGCAGAAUGGUUUGUGAGAAAAAUAAGGGAGAUGGUGUCAGUUUCUGGUGAACCAAUGCAAAGAUUGGGAGCAUAUAUGUUGGAAGGGCUUGUUGCAAGAUUGGAAGGCACUGGGGGCACAAUCUACAAAGCUUUGAAAUGCUAUGAAGCAGCAAAUGCCAAGCGGCUCUCCUACAUGCACAUGUUUCAUCAAAUAUGUCUCCUCCACUUCAAAUUUGGAUACAUGUGUGCAAAUGGAGCCAUUGCAGAAGCUAUGAGAAACGAAGACAGAAUUCAUAUAAUUGAUUUCCAAAUUAAUGAAGGAAUUCAGUGGCUCACUCUAAUUCGGGAUUUUGCAGCAAGGGCAGGGGGAGCUCCCCACAUUCGGAUUACUGGUGUUGGUGAUUCAACAUCAGCUGAUGCACUGCAAAUGGUGGGAAAUAAGUUAUCAAAACUAGCUGAGGAUUUGAAGGUGCCCUUUGAAUUUCAUGCUGUACCUGUCUCUGCUUGUGAUGUUCAGUUACAAAACCUUCUAAUUCAAUCUGACGAGGUUCUGGCCGUAAACUUUGCAUUCAUCCUACAUCAUGUGUCUGAGAAUCAUAGGGACAGACUGUUGAGAUUGGUUAGGAGCCUAUCACCAAAGGUUGUCACACUUGUUGAACAAGAAUCUAACACGAACAUUGUGGAAUUCUUUCCGCGUUUCCUUGAAACUCUGGACUAUUAUUCAGCGAUGUUCGAGUCAAUGAAUGCUAAUGUGGAUCUUCCCGAAGAGUAUAAAGAACGAAUCUAUAUUGAGCAGAUUUGCUAUGCAAGAGACAUAGUUAACAUCAUAGCUUGUGAAGAGGCUGAGAGGGUGGAACGGCAUGAGCUGCUUGGAAAGUGGAGAUUAAGAUUUGCAAUUGCUGGUUUCACUCCUUACCCUUUGAGUCCAUCGGUAAAUGCUACCAUUAAGAAAUUACUUGAGAACUAUGGUGAUAGAUAUAAAUUUGAAGAGAGAGAUGGAGCUCUCUAUCUGGGUUGGAUGGGUAGAAAUUUGGUGGCUUCUUGCGCAUGGACCAGUCUUUAUGUUACUACCCCUGAAAGUUAGAAGGGGGACAAACCACAAGCUGACUCAAACGGGAUAAAAUAUAUCUGUAUGUAUUGUUCUUUGUUCUAUGAGGCUGUUGUAAUGUUACAAUACUGC
Molecule: messenger RNA, 2234 nt
Organism: Cajanus cajan (pigeon pea)
Lineage: Eukaryota; Viridiplantae; Streptophyta; Magnoliopsida; Fabales; Fabaceae
Product: scarecrow-like protein 21
Source: RefSeq, a predicted model, not a curated record